AUGGCUCACUCAGCUGUCAUUGCGUUUGAUCUUUACGGUACUCUGCUAUCGACAGAGUCGAUCUCUACGCGAUUGACUGAGAUUAUCGGAUCGCAGGAAAAAGGGGCGCAGAUUGCGGCAUCAUGGAGAAAGUAUCAGUUGGAAUAUUCAUGGAGAUUGACGUGCAUGGGAUCCUACGAUAAUUUCUUCAACAUCACCCGCAAUGCAUUGAAACAUGCACUCUCUGAGGCGGCGAUUGAACUGGAGGACGAACAGAUCAAGCAACUAAUGGACGAAUACGACCAUCUAUCUACGUUCCCGGACGUGACACCGGCUCUACAGAACCUAAACUCCAGACCAGACAUCAAAUCCGUCAUUUUCUCCAACGGCACCAAGGAGAUGGUCUCCAACUCCGUACUUCGCUCCCAAAGCCUCUCGCCUCAUGCAGCUCUCUUCGCGGACCUGGUUACGGUAGACGCUGUUCAAAAGUUCAAGCCGGCACCGGAGGUCUAUCAGCACCUGGCGACAAGCACAGGCGCAGAAAUGGAGGAUAUAUGGCUCGUUACUGCGAAUCCAUUCGAUGUUGUGGGCGCUACGAAAUGCGGCGUCAAAGCUGCUUGGCUCGAUCGCAACGGCAGGGGAUGGGAGGAUGCUGCGGCACCGGCGUUGCGACCACGGAUUAUUGGGCAGAGUCUAGAUGAGGUUAUCAAGGCAAUACUGAACAAUCUUAGCAAGUAG
This is a messenger RNA of Talaromyces marneffei, 717 nucleotides long. RefSeq lists its product as uncharacterized. Bases 1 to 717 code for a protein of 238 amino acids. The transcript has 2 exons. The record is from RefSeq and is a predicted model, not a curated record. Gene Ontology annotation, molecular function: hydrolase activity, acting on halide bonds, in C-halide compounds. Lineage: Eukaryota; Fungi; Ascomycota; Eurotiomycetes; Eurotiales; Trichocomaceae.